Molecule: messenger RNA, 1056 nt
Organism: Exophiala aquamarina CBS 119918
Lineage: Eukaryota; Fungi; Ascomycota; Eurotiomycetes; Chaetothyriales; Herpotrichiellaceae
Product: aspartate-semialdehyde dehydrogenase
Exons: 2
Coding region: 1-1056 (351 amino acids)
Biological process (GO): L-threonine biosynthetic process
Molecular function (GO): aspartate-semialdehyde dehydrogenase (NADP+) activity; protein dimerization activity; NAD binding
Source: RefSeq, a predicted model, not a curated record
AUGGAUUCAGGAUCCGUCGGUCAACGCUUUAUUCUGCUUCUUGCUGAUCAUCCAUUGCUACAUCUGCAAGCAGUGGGGGCUUCUUCCAGAUCGGCAGGCAAACUAUACAAAGAUGCUGUUCGUUGGAAGCAGGCCAGGCCAAUGUCAGAGCAACUGGCGAAUCUUGAGGUCAGGGAGUGCAAAGCGAGCAAUUUUCCAGAUGUUGAUCUCGUCUUCUCGGGUCUAGAUAGUGAUGUGGCGGGGGACGUUGAAAUGGAAUUCCUAAAAGCAGAAAUUCCCGUUUUCUCAAAUGCAAAGAACUACAGGAGAGAUCCAGUCGUCCCUUUGGUGGUCCCUACGGUCAAUAUCUCACAUCUAGGUCUGAUCCCACACCAACGGAAACACUUCGGUCUCAAAAAAGGAUUUCUGGUUUGUAAUUCAAAUUGCGCUGUCAUCGGUAUUGUUAUUCCCUUUGCAGCGUUGCAAGUCAAGUUUGGACCGGUGGAGGACGUCGAGGUCUUCACGGAGCAAGCAGUGUCGGGUGCUGGAUAUCCAGGAGUGUCGAGCAUGGAUAUCAUGGAUAAUGUUAUUCCAUACAUCGCUGGUGAAGAGGACAAGCUCGAGACAGAGGCACAAAAGAUCCUGGGAGCUAUGAACUCGGACGCCACGGCAUUCGAAGAACAAUCGGGGCUUACAGUUGGCGCUACCUGCACCAGAGUGGGCGUCACUGAUGGGCAUAUGGCCUUCGUCUCUCUCAGAUUCAAGCAGAGGCCCCCCCCGAGUGCAGACCAAGUCAAACAAGCAAUGCGAGAAUAUGUCGCUGAGGCGCAGAAGCUGGGGUGCCCUUCCGCUCCGGAGAAGGCCAUCGUUGUAUUUGACGAGCCAGACAGGCCACAGCCAAGACUAGAUCGAGAUAUUUCGGGCGGCUAUGCCGUGAGUGUUGGUCGAGUUCGAGAGGCGGCAAAAGGAUCACAUUUCGAUAUCAGAUUCGCUGCAUUAAGCCACAACACGGUCAUUGGGGCGGCUGGAUCAUCUAUACUGAAUGCGGAGGCGGCUAUCAUUCAAGGCCUCCUAUGA